Serendipita indica DSM 11827 is the source of this 2121-nucleotide messenger RNA. NCBI's taxonomy places the organism in Eukaryota, Fungi, Basidiomycota, Agaricomycetes, Sebacinales, Serendipitaceae. The record is from the annotation of a GenBank genome assembly.
AUGGCUGAUGCCCUCCGUGAUGCGUUUGAGACAAGAAAAAGCGAGGGCAGCAAGGUCUUUGUAACCUUCGUCACUGCAGGCUUUCCAACAAGAGAAGCCACCAUCCCCAUCAUGCUUGCCAUGCAAGCUGGUGGUGCUGACAUUAUUGAACUUGGGAUGCCCUUCUCUGAUCCGAUUGGAGAUGGAGUCGCGAUCCAAGGCUCGAACACGGCAAGCUCUCUUUCACCUCGAGUUGCGCUGGCAAACCAAGUGGAGUUUAUCGACUGUCUGGAGUAUGUUCGGACAGCUCGGAAGGAGGGAGUCACCAUCCCAAUUGUAUUAAUGGGUUACUAUAACCCGCUGCUCGCUCACGGCGAGGAAAAGGCCGUCAAAGACGCCCGAGAGGCAGGCGCGAAUGGCUUCAUUGUAGUCGACCUCCCGCCCGAAGAAGCUGUGCAUUUCCGUGAUACAUGUGCAAAGGAGGACAUGUCCUAUGUCCCUCUGAUCGCGCCUUCGACGUCCGCGUCACGCAUCAAGUUUUUGACUUCGAUUGCCGACUCAUUCAUCUAUGUCGUGUCGAGAAUGGGAACCACAGGAUCGAGCGACAAGGCCAAGAUGAGCGAAUCACUUCCCGAACUGGUUUCAAGAAUUCAGGAGCAGACUUCGGUACCUCUCGCCGUCGGGUUUGGCAUAUCCUCACGUGAACAGUUUGAAUAUGUCUCCAAAGCCGGGGCAGAUGGUGGCGUCGUAGGUUCUCGUAUCGUCAGUGUCAUCGAGCAAGCGGGCACGGAUCCGAAGACAAUCGCCACGGCAGUACAAAAGUAUUGCUUUGACAUUAGUGGCAGGAGCAAUACUUCCUCCUCGACCAAAUCGUUGCGCUCGUCUUCGACAAUGUCGGUUCCAAAAGUAGCCAAGGAGGCACCAGCGACGGCAGCCUCCCCUCUCCCAGCUCGUUUCGGAGAGUUUGGCGGUCAAUACGUUCCAGAAUCCCUCGUCGACUGCUUGGCGGAGCUUGAGGCUGCCCAUAAGGCUGCAUGUGACGACCCUGCCUUUUGGAAGGAGUUUGAGAGCUACUAUGGCUACAUCAAUAGGCCCUCUCAGCUCUAUCUCGCAGAGAGACUUACCGAGCAUGCUGGCGGCGCGAAGAUUUGGCUAAAGCGAGAGGACCUGAACCACACUGGGUCCCAUAAAAUCAACAACGCUAUUGGCCAAAUCCUACUGGCGAAGCGUAUUGGUAAGACCCGAAUCAUUGCAGAGACUGGAGCUGGUCAACACGGUGUGGCCACUGCCACGGUCUGCGCGAAAUUUGGAAUGCAAUGCGUGAUCUAUAUGGGUGCAGAGGAUGUUCGCCGACAAGCUCUGAACGUCUUCCGUAUCCGUAUGCUCGGCGGACAAGUCAUUCCCGUCGAAUCGGGAUCCAAAACGCUGAAGGACGCCAUCAACGAUGCUCUACGAGACUGGGUAGCAAACGUCCAUAACACGCAUUACCUUGUUGGAAGUGCCAUCGGCCCUCAUCCAUUCCCGACUAUUGUCAGAGAUUUCCAACGCAUUAUUGGUCGUGAGAUCAAGGAGAGCAUGCUCAAGAUCACAGGCAAACUCCCCGAAGCGGUGGUUGCAUGCGUUGGCGGCGGUAGCAAUGCAAUAGGGACCUUCUAUGAUUUUAUUCCGGAGAAGAACGUGCGACUGAUUGGCGUUGAAGCUGGUGGAGACGGUGUCGAUACAGAUCGUCACAGUGCGACACUGGCGCUUGGAAAGCCAGGAGUGCUUCAUGGUGUCCGCACAUACCUUCUGCAGUCCCCAACUGGACAGAUCAUCGAGACGCACUCUGUUAGUGCGGGAUUAGAUUAUCCAGGAGUCGGACCCGAACAUGCUUGGCUCAAAGAUUCCAACCGUGCAGAGUACAUUGUUGCCACGGAUGAGGACGCACUUCGAGGGUUCCGGAUGUGCACUCAGCUGGAAGGCAUCAUUCCAGCACUUGAAUCUGCACACGCCAUUUGGGGUGCGGUCAACGUUGCAAAGUCGUUGCCAAAGGAUGCAGAUGUCGUUGUUUGUCUCUCUGGUCGUGGUGACAAGGAUGUCGAGCAGAUCUCACAACUUCUACCGGGCAAGUGGGCGGACAAGUUGGACUGGCACAUCCAGUAG